Molecule: messenger RNA, 1751 nt
Organism: Rhipicephalus microplus (southern cattle tick)
Lineage: Eukaryota; Metazoa; Arthropoda; Arachnida; Ixodida; Ixodidae
Product: 15-hydroxyprostaglandin dehydrogenase [NAD(+)]
Cellular component (GO): cytoplasm
Source: RefSeq, a predicted model, not a curated record
GAAGCUCUUGCUAGGUAGAGCCAGCAAGGACGCCGCACGAAAACACGACCAUGAAGGACCUCAAGGGAAAGGUUGCUCUCGUAACUGGAGCUGCGACUGGCUUCGGAAAGGCGAUCGUCGAUCUUCUUCUGAGCAGAGGAUGCAAGGUAGCUCUUCUGGACAUGGACUGCAUUGUAGGCAAACAGACAACCGCGGAGUUUCAGGCCAAGUAUGGGAAAGAUGGGUGUAUCUUCCUGAGGUGUGAUGUCACGGACGACCAAGAACUUGACGACUGUUUCUGCCGGACGCGCGCCAACUUCUGCGGCCUCGACAUCGUCGUCAACAACGCCGGCAUCGCGGGCGAGGCUAAGUGGAAAAAGAUAUUCGCCAUAAACACCGAAGCCGUCUUCAGCGGAAUUCUUCUCGGCUUGAAGUACAUGGGAAAGGACAACGGACAAAAAGGUGGCGACAUCAUCAACGUCGCAUCAGUUGCUGGCCUCCGAGUGAUGCCCACGAUUCCGGCUUACAACGCAGCCAAGACUGCUGUGGUUGCCAUGACGAGAGCUUUCGGGGAUGACCUCUACCUGAACCGUCACGGAGUCCGAGUGAACUGCAUCUGUCCCGAGCCGAUGAACACGCCAAUGUGGUGGGGCAUAUCGGCCUUCUGCAAGACCCGCGAAGACACCACCGCAAUGGCCCUGGAUUACGACAAGCGUGUUAUGCCUGUCGAGCAUGUGGCCAGAGGUGUACUGAUGAUCUUGGAUGAUGAGAAGAACGGUACUGCACUGGCGGCUCUCCACGGCAAGGAACUGCAUUAUUUCCAGUUCCAACCAGAUUGUACAAGUGGGACCGGACAUCUACUUUACACGAUGAAGGACUUCAAGGGCAAGGUGGCCAUCGUGACGGGAGGCGCUAUGGGCCUUGGAAGAGGCAUCGUUGAAUCUCUGUUGCAGAAAGGUUGCAAGGUGUCUAUACUUGACAUAGACGAACCCAUGGGCAAGCAGACGGCCGCCGACAUGGUGAAGAAGUUUCCCAACGCUAACUGCGUGUUCUACAAGUGUGACGUCACCAACGAUGCCCAGUUUGAAGAUGGCUUUAAGAAGACCAAGAACCACUUUGGUGGUAUUGACAUCCUCGUGAACAACGCUGGCAUUGCAGGAGAAGACCAGUGGCGAAAGGUCUUCUCUGUGAACCUUGAAGCCUACUACUCCGGCAUCCUCCUCGCAAUGAAAUACAUGGACAAAUCCAAGGGCGGCAAAGGAGGACACGUCGUCAAUGUGUCAUCGGUAUCAGGAAUCUACGUGUUGCCACAGCUUCCGGCCUACAACACAUCCCAAGCCGCCAUCGUCACUAUGACCAGAUGUUUCGGAUCGGACAUGUACUACAGCCGCACCGGCGUCAAGGUCUACUGUAUCUGCCCGGACCCCAUCGACACAAGACUCUGGGCCCAGCUGUCGGACUAUUGCCGAAUGUCCGAAGAGACCGUUGAGUACGCCCACGUCUACGAUACGCGGAUUCAGCAGCCUGUAGUAGUGGCGCACGCCAUCAUCCAACUCCUGGAGGACGAAAAGAACGGCGGCAUCAUGUUGUGCCUGCACAAGAUUGGUAACAAGUACCACGAGUUCCCGGUCCUGCCAGAUCAAUGAACAACCCCACUGUUUUUUUUUUUAUUUUUCGAAACUCCAAACGACCACCUUUGUGCCUUUUUAGUCGCCUCUCAGCAAUAAGACUGCCACAGUUUAUCCAUGACAUUAAAACCGUGAACACCUGUU